AUGUCUGAACGAGAAGACGAAGCAGAGGUUUCUCUUUUCGUCAAAGACGAGGAAGAUGUUUCUCCUGAAUGUUUAGCUUGGGCUGAUUCUUGCUUCAGUAGCUUUCCAGAUGAUUCAGAUAACAAGAAUUGGGGAACUUUUAGAGAUGCAUUAACCGAAAUCAUCGAUAUCCAUCCCGAGAUGUUUGUUCCUUCAUCAACAGGAACAAAAAGCGUCUCGUCUCCAGACGAGGAAAUGACUGAAACCGAGUCGAGUGAUCUACGGACAUUUGAACUGGAAGCUGAUUUAGCGAACAGUAAUAAUGAUUUAUCGACUGAAGAAGCUAGCGAGAUGAUCUCGUGGCUAACGUUUGAAUCAGACCCAUCAAAGAUUUCUUUACAAGAUCGUUACUUUCUAGAGUCCAUAGCAGAGAAUGGAACAAUCCGUAAACCGGUGGAUGCUACUACAGAUGUUGAAGGUGUUGAAAGAAUAGAAGAAGAUGGUUCUGUGAGCGAUGGAGAGGCGGAAGAAGAGCUGGAGUCAUUAUUGUCUCAAGCCUUCAAGGAUGAUUACAUGAGCACAUACAUUGAAGACAAUGUUGACGAUUGUUAUGUUUUAGAGGAUCCGGUUAAAGAAACUCCACAAGAGAUUUUCAAGGUGUGGGAUUUGGAGGUUGCGGGUGACAAUGAUGCGGAAAAUGGGUUGGUCCUGCAGCUUAAGAAAGAACUUGAUGUAUCGUCCACGGUCCAGCCCCUUCCGCAGCCACUGGAUGUUGAUCAAAUUGUUACGGAGAAGAGUAGUAUCGAUGAUCUGAUAGCUGGGAUCUCAGAUCUGUCUCUUGCAGAAACUUUUAAGUGA
Arabis nemorensis is the source of this 837-nucleotide messenger RNA. Lineage: Eukaryota; Viridiplantae; Streptophyta; Magnoliopsida; Brassicales; Brassicaceae. The record is from the annotation of a GenBank genome assembly.